CACAUGAUGUACACCACUGCACUAGCGUCGGAUAACGGUACUUGCAAGCGGCUUGACGAUUGCGAUGCAACCUGAUACACCCAUCAGGGUUGGCAGCCGCCCGUGACACCCUCUGCCAUUCUUCGCCAUCUAGGGUGGUGAAUAAGGCAAAGCGCGACCUCCUGAAGAGGUCUAAAAAUCAUGAGGAAUGCCUGAUUUGUAGAGAGGCCCAAAUUGAACCAGUUGAAUUCAUGUUGGCAGAUGGGCAGUAAUAUCCAUAUUCGUUUUUCUCAAGUUCUCUUCGACCGAGACUUAUUCAAAUAUAUCUUAACAGUCAUCGAGAAUGUCUCCGCGAGCCCCGCCUGAAGUCCGCCAGAAGACGGAAAGAGAUCCCGCCAACCGGCUCGAUGUCAUUGUUGUCGGAGCUGGUUUAGGAGGACUCGGGGCUGCUAUCUCCAUUCUCCUGGCCGGGCACAAUGUGACAGUGCUUGAAAGCGCCAGUGAGAUUGGAGAAAUAGGUGCUGGUAUCCAGGCACUACCCAACUCGACAAGAAUCCUCAUCUCGUGGGGUAUAGAGGAGAAACUCAAGAACAAUGCCACACAACCACGAUAUGUCAACAUGAUUGGCUGGAAAGGCAACCACCUGAGUCGGAUGGACUUACAUGCCUAUGCGAAAGCCAUAGGCACGCCAUUCUGGGAUUUUCAUCGUGCAAACUUGCACAAGUGUCUGUUAGACCGUGCCGUCGAGCUAGGUGCUAAAGUCAUCGUCAACUCGCGAGUUGUCGCGGUCGACUGCGCCGAGGACGGACUGUCAUCGACAGUGACGCUGAGCAAUGGCACUUCCAUGGCUGCGAAUCUUAUUGUUGGCGCCGACGGAAUUUCCUCUAGCCUGCGCGAGAUACUUCUCGGCAGACCAGAUCCACCAAAACCUACUGGAGACCUAGCCUACCGACUUCUUAUCAAUACCGAGGACAUGUUGCCGUAUCCCGAGCUCCGGGGUUUCAUUGAAGACCCUCAAGUCAACUAUUGGCUAGGACCGGAUAUUCACGCUGUGAACUAUGUCUUGAGGGGCGGAAAGCUUUUCAACAUGGUCCUACUGGUUCCAGAUGAUAUUCAAGGGACAGAAAUGAAAGUGGAGGGUUCUGUUGAGAAAAUGCAGGCCCUGUACGAGGGCUGGGACCCUCAAAUCCCUAAGCUGCUAAAGCUCUGCAAGUCGACAGAGAAAUGGAGGCUGUGCAUUCGUCCAACCCUCGAGCAAUGGACACACUCGUCUGGAGCAUUCACUCUCCUGGGAGACGCAGUCCACGCCACCUUACCUUACCUAGCUUCAGGUUUCGGAAUGGCCCUGGAGGACGCGUCCGUAUUGGGUCUUUGUCUAGAGAGGAUCAGCCACAAUUCACGAGAACAGAAGCUUUUGGCGUUAGACGUGUACGAACAAUGCCGUCGCGAACGGACCGAGAAGGUCGUCGCGCGCGGGAAUUAUCAGCAGCACUUGUAUCAUAUCCAUGACGGCGAAGAGCAGAGGGAAAGAGAUAAGAAGUUCAAGCACUUUGAAGAGCUAGAUCGACAGUGGAUCGCACAGGCGGGCUCUCAGCUAGAAGAGCGCUUUGAAUCUGGCGAUGAUCCCUUGCCGUGGAGGUACAAUGGUGUCGGAUGCUGGCUCUUAACGUACGAUGCCGACGAGGAUGUAGAGAGGAGGUGGCCGAAGGCUUCAACUGGCGGUGGAGAAAUGAGCACGAUGUUGUGAGAUGCUUAUGUGUAAAGAUGCUAGUAAAUCAUGCAAUUGAUCGACUGUUUUCGAGCUGCAGAUUCCAAUGGGCUUGGCCAUCUCUCUCUCCCACUUCGACAUGCGAAUAGCAGCUUUGAUAACAUUGGUACUACGCAAGAUAUACUGUUACAUAGCACAUGUCCC
Messenger RNA from Pseudomassariella vexata, 1891 nucleotides. RefSeq lists its product as uncharacterized. Bases 323 to 1726 code for a protein of 467 amino acids. Gene Ontology annotation, biological process: secondary metabolite biosynthetic process. NCBI's taxonomy places the organism in Eukaryota, Fungi, Ascomycota, Sordariomycetes, Amphisphaeriales, Pseudomassariaceae. Gene Ontology annotation, molecular function: monooxygenase activity; FAD binding. The record is from RefSeq and is a predicted model, not a curated record. The transcript has 2 exons.